UCAAAGAAGAGCUCAGCGAAGAUAUUUCCGAGGAUACUUGUAUUGAAAUUAAAGAAGAACCGUUUGAUUAUGCAGAUAAAGAGAGGGAUGAGGUGAACGACGAGAAAGUGAAACAUAAAUGUCUCUUCUUUCAUAAUCUCGAUGAAUUAAAACAUAAAUCAAAUGCGAAGAACACGUGUAAGUUGGAUGAUGAUCGUAAUGGCGUGUUGUUAAGAGCGCCAUUUGUGGCUGAGAAUUCUCUGAAUAAGAUUUCAUCAGAUUGUGAUCAGGCGAUACACAUUGAAAGUCUUAAGCAGGAUACACAGCCAAAAGUGGAAGCUACAUUGAAAAGUUUUGCAUGUGAAGUAUAUGGCAAGAAAUUCUCACAAAAGAGAAAGAUCAACAUUAACAAAGGAGAAGCCGUUCAGCUGUGAGAUUUGCAGCAAGGCCUUCCCUCGGAAAGACCAUUUAACAAGGCACCUGAGAGUACAUACAAAGGACAAGCCAUACAGCUGUAAGAUUUGCAGCAAGGCCUUCUCUCUGAAGGGUACACUAGUAGAGCACAUGAGAGUACAUACAAAGGAGAAGCCAUUCAGCUGUGAGAUUUGCAGCAAGGCCUUCUCUGAGAAAGGUCAUCUAGUACAGCACAUGAGAUUACAUACAAAGGAGAAGCCAUUCAGCUGUGAGAUUUGCAGCAAGGCCUUCUCUCGGAGAGGUAAUCUAGUACAGCACAUGAGAUUACAUACAAAGGAGAAGCCAUUCAGCUGUGAGAUUUGCAGCAAGGCCUUCUCUCUGAAGGGUACUCUAGUAGAGCACAUGAGAGUACAUACAAAGGAGAAGCCAUUCAGCUGUGAGAUUUGCAGCAAGGCCUUCUCUCAGAAAGGUACUCUAGUAGAGCACAUGAGAGUACAUACAAAGGAGAAGCCAUUCAGCUGUGAGAUUUGCAGCAAGGCCUUCUCUCUGAAGGGUACUCUAGUAGAGCACAUGAGAGUACAUACAAAGGAGAAGCCAUUCAGCUGUGAGAUUUGCAACAAGGCCUUCUCUCAGAAAGGUCAUCUAGUAAAGCACAUGAGAAUACAUACAAAGGAGAAGCCAUUCAGCUGUGGGAUUUGCAGCAAAGCCUUCUCUGAGAAAGGUCAUCUAGUAAGGCACAUGAGUAUACAUACAAAAGAGAAGCCAUAUAGCUGUGAGAUUUGCAACAAGGCCUUCUCUGAGAAAGGUCAUCUAGUAAAGCACAUGAGAGUACAUACAAAGGAGAAGCCAUUCAGCUGUGAGAUUUGCAACAAGACCUUCUCUGAGAAAGGUACUCUAGUAAGGCACAUGAGAGUACAUAUAAAGGAGAAGCCAUUCAGCUGUGAGAUUUGUAGCAAGGCCUUCCCUCAGAAAGGUAUUCCAGUAGAGCACAUGAGAGUACAUACAAAGGAGAAGUCUUUAAGUUAUGAAAUUUGCAACAAGGCUUUUCACGAAUAAAUUAUCUAGUUAGACAUACAAGAGUACGUGAUAUUGCAAUACAGGGAGUAACCUUACUGCUGUAACAUUUACAAUAAAGCCUCACUUGAAAAUAGCCUAGUGAACUAUAUGAUAUUGCAUAGAAAGGAGGAGCCAUACUGUUGUGUGAUAUGCUACAGUUGUAAAAUCUAUAACUAGUCUAUCGAGCCAUUAGAGAGGAUAAGCACUAAGGAUAAGCCGUAUGAUCUAGUGCAACACAUAUUAACCAAAAGACAUUUCUUGGGGAACACGUGACGGUAUAGUUUAUCGAAAAGGAUCAAACUUCUUGAUACUAUUGGGAAAGAAUUACCCCAUAUUUUAUAGAAUCUUCUUCUGAAUUACGCUAUGAAUAACAUUUUUGACAGAGUUCUUUCGAGAAUAAUAAACUUUUAUGCGUUAUGCCCUGUAUUUAAUUCUCUAUGAUUGUUUUGUUCUGGUAAACUCACGUAUGUUAUUGCUGAACAGACCACUACUGGUCAUGGCAUUCGAGAAAGCGGCUCCUCCGCCUCCUCAAUAUGGCAAUUAGUAUGGGAAAAAAAGGCUUCUAUUUCUUAUAAUGAGAAGGAAAUUCAUGCAUUCCAUAUAAAAUAAUGCAUGAAAUGUUUUCUUUUAUUGAUUAAACGGAAAAA
Messenger RNA from Penaeus indicus, 2096 nucleotides. RefSeq names its product gastrula zinc finger protein XlCGF8.2DB-like. The transcript has a single exon. Gene Ontology annotation, molecular function: DNA-binding transcription factor activity, RNA polymerase II-specific; RNA polymerase II cis-regulatory region sequence-specific DNA binding. Gene Ontology annotation, biological process: regulation of transcription by RNA polymerase II. The record is from RefSeq and is a predicted model, not a curated record. Bases 349 to 1449 code for a protein of 366 amino acids. Lineage: Eukaryota; Metazoa; Arthropoda; Malacostraca; Decapoda; Penaeidae. Gene Ontology annotation, cellular component: nucleus.